GUUUUUAUCGAUGUUUUUCCACCUCUAAUCACACAGAAAGUACUAGGUACCCGCACAAUUUAUGAAUUAUUGUGGCUUUUACCUAUUUAUAAUCAUGAGCUCAGAUAAAGAUCCUGACUAUUCUAUUCGACGAAACUUGCGACAAAGACAAAAAAAAAAGUGCGAGUCAAUUGAGCAGAGUAUAAUAGAUUUGGAUAAGAAUAAACGCAAAACAAAAAAAAAAGGAACCUUCUACGGGAAAAAUAGCGCAUACGACGAAUAUGGAAACAUUCGCUCCAACGGAUUGGACAUCUGCGACUGUAUGAAUGAUGAAUGUGAUGGUUGCUGGUAUGCAUGCCGUUGUUGCGGUUCUACAAAAUGCGGUCCUCAAUGUCGCUCAAAUAGGAAGUUUUUUUAUGAAGGCAUUAUAUAUGAUGGCAAGGAUUUAUCUAUAACUAAUAAAUAUGUUACCAAAUAAGUUUCACUGCACAUACACUCAACCGUAUAUUUUUGCGUACACCCCAUAAAAAUUUCAAAUUAAAAUUUUUUAGAUGUUA
Messenger RNA from Drosophila kikkawai, 536 nucleotides. RefSeq names its product ARL14 effector protein. NCBI's taxonomy places the organism in Eukaryota, Metazoa, Arthropoda, Insecta, Diptera, Drosophilidae. The record is from RefSeq and is a predicted model, not a curated record. Gene Ontology annotation, cellular component: intracellular membrane-bounded organelle.